Messenger RNA from Fundulus heteroclitus (mummichog), 5072 nucleotides. It is a transcript of the gene klc1a, whose product is annotated as kinesin light chain 1a. Gene Ontology annotation, molecular function: kinesin binding. Gene Ontology annotation, cellular component: membrane-bounded organelle; cytoplasm; kinesin complex. NCBI's taxonomy places the organism in Eukaryota, Metazoa, Chordata, Actinopteri, Cyprinodontiformes, Fundulidae. Gene Ontology annotation, biological process: axo-dendritic transport. The transcript has 16 exons. The record is from RefSeq and is a predicted model, not a curated record. Bases 471 to 2417 code for a protein of 648 amino acids.
AUCCGCUCCAGAUGACAUCAGUAUUACCGGGGAGGGGUAGGGGGCGCCGGUUGACGCCAUUUUCACGCUCCCAGCAUUCCCCCCGUCGCAGCGCGGAGCUGUCACUUGCACGAGCCGCUCGCUUUUUCGGUCGCACGCUACGGGUCGUGGAGCCGCCGCGGCUAUGGAGAAAGCUCCGCGCAGGGUCCACCUGAGCGCCUCCGUCUAGACUCGGUGUUUCCUUCCAGCAGAAGGCUGCCAGGCGCUAGCAUGGAGCUAACUGGACUGUAGCUCUUAAUGAACGCAGGAAGGUCCAGCUAAGCAAAACACGCCCGACCCGGACGAGGCACUGUUUGGGAUCUCUGUCUCUUCCGCCUGAUAUUCCUCCCAGCUGGGCUCCGCUGCAGACAGAAAGAGGGGAGAGGAGGGCUCAGAGAGAAGCAGAAGGUAAAUUGGAAGGACUCACAAGCAACGAAUGUCCCGCAGAACGGAUGCGUGAGGACAUGUCCACCAUGGUUUGCGUGAAGGAGGAGGAGGACCCGGGGGAGAAGCUGUCCCAGGAUGAGAUCAUCUCCCGGACCAAGCAGGUGAUCCAGGGACUGGAAGCUCUGAAGCAGGAGCAUCAUUCCAUCCUGGACGGCCUGCUGGGCACGCUGCGUUGCCUGAAGCAGGACGAAGAAGGAGUCCUGGUGGAGGAGAAGUCGCACAUGAUCCGCAAGUCCCUGGAGAUGCUGGACCUCGGUCUGAGUGAAGCUCAGGUGAUGAUGGCCCUGUCCAGCCACCUGAGCUCGGUUGAGUCGGAGAAGCAAAAGCUGCGGGCCCAGGUGCGCAGGCUGUGCCAGGAGAACCAGUGGCUGAGGGACGAGCUGGCAGGAACGCAGCAGAAGCUGCAGAAGAGCGAGCAGAGCGUGGCCCAGCUGGAGGAGGAGAAGAAGCACUUAGAGUUCAUGAACCAGCUGAAGAAGUACGACGAGGACCUGUCGCCCUCAGAAGAAAAGGAGUGUGACACCAGUAAAGAGACCCUGGAUGACCUCUUCCCAGACGACCAGGACGACCAAGCUGCAGGCAGUGAGUCUUCUAUCUUCAUCCAGCCAGCUCAUGGUAGUGCGGCGGCAGCAGCCGCCCAGCAGGGAGGCUACGAGAUCCCCGCCCGCCUCAGGACCCUCCACAACCUGGUGAUCCAGUACGCCUCCCAGGGCCGGUACGAGGUGGCCGUGCCCCUCUGCAAGCAGGCCCUGGAAGACCUGGAGAAGACCUCCGGACACGACCAUCCAGACGUAGCCACCAUGCUCAACAUCCUGGCGCUGGUUUACAGGGAUCAGAACAAAUACAAGGAAGCAGCCAACCUGCUAAAUGAUGCUCUGGCCAUCAGAGAGAAGACUCUUGGCAGAGACCACCCUGCUGUGGCAGCCACCCUCAACAACCUGGCCGUCUUAUAUGGGAAGAGAGGGAAGUACAAGGAGGCGGAACCUCUCUGCAAGAGAGCGCUGGAGAUCAGGGAAAAGGUGUUGGGCAAGGACCACCCAGAUGUAGCCAAGCAGCUGAAUAACCUUGCCCUGCUGUGCCAGAACCAGGGCAAGUAUGAGGAGGUGGAGUAUUACUACAUGAGAGCGCUGGAGAUCUACCAGACCAAACUGGGACCAGACGACCCCAACGUGGCCAAAACCAAGAACAACCUGGCGUCCUGUUACCUAAAGCAGGGCAAGUUCAAGCAAGCAGAGACUCUUUAUAAAGAAAUCCUCACCCGCGCUCAUGAGAGGGAGUUUGGCUCUGUCGACGAUGAGAACAAACCCAUCUGGAUGCAUGCUGAGGAGAGGGAGGAACAAAGCAAGGGGAAGCAGAAGGACAGUUCACCGUUUGGAGAAUAUGGAGGCUGGUACAAAGCCUGUAAAGUUGACAGCCCCACAGUUACCACAACCCUGAAGAACCUGGGGGCCCUUUACAAGCGGCAGGGCAAGUUUGAGGCAGCGGAGACUCUGGAGGAGGCGGCCAUGCGUUCCAGAAAGCAGGGUCUGGACAAUGUGCACAAGCAGCGCGUUGCCGAGGUUCUCAGUGAACCCGAGGCCCGCGAGAAGCAGCGCAGCCGCGAGAGUCUGACCUCAGACACGGUGAAGUAUGAGAGCGGGCCGGACGGCGGCGAGGAAGUGAGUAUGAGCGUGGAGUGGAACGGGGACGGCUCCGGAUCCCUGAAGAGGAGCGGCUCCUUCAGUAAACUCCGAGCGUCGCUCCGUCGAAGCAGCGAGAAACUCGUCCGCAAGCUAAAAGGCGGCAGCUCGUCACGAGACGGCGAGCACAAAAAUCCCGGCAUGAAGCGAGCCAGCUCUCUGGGGGUGCUUAACUUGCCGGACAAGCCUGCCAGAGACCACUACCAAGAACGAAAUCAUCGUUUGAGAAAGCAUCACGACCUGAGUGCCAGCCAAACGGACCUGGCGCGUUGAAGGAAGUGAACCGACUCUGACCCAUGGACUGCCCUCUCUGUAAAUGGCUGUUUGUAGAAAAGCUUUAUCUGUUAAUCAUACUUUAGCAUCACGACACAAAGUGCUCACUGGACAGCCUGUAAACUAUGACUGCACUGUUGAAGGUCUGAGCUCUCAGCAGGGAGCUGGAGCUCCUUCCACUGGAAUGUACAGCGGCGUGAUGCGUGUUCCUUUCUGUGAGAGCGCCCUCGUUACUUCAUGCUGUCUCCUGGUUCCAGUCACCGUCCACUCUUAAAAUCUGAACAACACUGCAUGCAACGCUAGCGUUAGUUUGAAGGAGGACACAAACAGGAGUUUUACGUCACCAAAUCAGGGCUCUAAAUGAACUCCAAAACAAGUCACCUGCAAUCAAAAAUAACAACUUUUCUCAUUGAUAGUUAGGAUUUUCUUUAUUAGGAAAACUUGUUCAGAUUAUUGUGAACCUGGCUCUUCUGAAGAUAAUCCCAUGAUUAAAUAACUAAUAAAUCUGAACGGGAUAGAUUAUGGAUACGUUAUAGGAGGUUCUGUUAAAAGGUUAUGAGAAGUUAGAUUUUUAUUUAUUUUGCAAAUUCACUCUGGUCUUAUUUCUUUCUACAGAGACCUUCCUUUUCUUCUCUUAAACUUGUCCACAGUUUGCUUCUUGCAACUCUCAGCCAUAUUCAAAGUACAAAAGCUAUAAUGAAUGGCUAACACCGAAGCUAGCUGGAUACAUAAACACUAGAAGUUUGAUUGGCAUGUGGGACGAGCAGUAGAUAAGGUCAUACCCCAGGAAGUCGACCCUGUAAAAGAUCAUCCACUAUACCUUUAAACCAAAGAGGACCUAUACCCUCUUCAUAGAAGCUAAUGAUCUUUUAGACAGGAAAUGGUAGUUGGGCCUGGUGCUCCACCAAUGAUCUUCCUGGUAGAGACGUAGGCUGAGAAUGUAACAUUUCCUGUGUGCAGCUUCUGUGUAAAUAACGGCUUAAUAUAAAUAUUAAGGUAUAAAGUCUUACAGUAGUGUAAGGACAAACUGCUAUGAUGUUUCUAAGGUUGGAGUUUUAAAAUGGUACAAGUCUGCUUUUGUCUUCAGCAUCUGGGAUCAACUAAUCUGGAUUUAUAUCAAAUAAAGACACCAACAGUGUUACACUUAGGCUCAAAAUUAUACCUACCCUUUGUCCAUUUAGCUUUAAAGUAAUCUUUUCAUUUUCCCACCAUGCUUCUUCUGACUGGAAGUAAUAAUGUUUUAGUGUGGCCCAGACAAAGUCCUGACUUGAAUUAGAUUAAAAAAACAAACAAAAACAAAAAACAACAAAUGUGUAGACAAGGACGGCCUAUCAGUCUUAAGGAUCUGGAGCUCAUUACCAAAGAUAAGCUGGUUAGUAAUUUUAAUGGCUGGAUUGCUAUGAUGUCAAUCAAUAUUGUUCUAUUUGAUAGGAUUGAAGAACUUUAAAAUACAUUCUUUAAUAAAACAUAUGAAAAAUAUAAUUUUUCAGAAUUUAUAUUCCCGUUAAAUUGCUUUAUUAUCAUUUGAGAUACGCUGUUCUCAUUUCAAAUCAGAAACAGAAAAUAUUUUUAAUAUAUCUACUGCAUAUCAGAUGUUGACUACUUACAACCUUUUAAUAGAACCUCUUUUUAAAAAAAGCUAAGCUAUCCCUUUCAAACCUACAUUUCUGUUCAGUCAGGUUUUUAGGGUUACUCUCCAGCUCCAUUGUUUGUGAAAAUAUAAUCACCUCUGGCUCCAGAAUAACCCGCGAUGAUUGGGACUGAAUGGAGAAUUUGAUGUCCAUAAAAAAGUCAGUGAGCUAAAACCAGCAGUUCUCACAGUCUGUUAAUGAAACCCAACAAUUGUCCAAAGUUUGCCUCUUAAAAUAUCUGCAUUAGAAGAUGUCUGAGCUCUCAGUGCAAAAGUGAAACGCAACAAGGACCGUGAGGUUGUUGUGUCUAAGUGUCUAAGUUUAACGCUAGCUCCACAGUCUCAGGUCAGACUGGAGUUGUUGAAGGUGCAGAAGGCUCCUCUGUGUUUGAAGGACAGAAGGUGAAGCGCGUGUGGCCUCAUCUCAGCUGCUUCCUCCUCAAAUCCUCUGUGUUGAUGGAAGAUUUCCCUUCAGAUAUCUGAAGUCCUGUGUUUACAUUUUGUUUAAUGCUGGUUUAGUUGUAUUUAUCCAUGCUCUGUUGUGUAAAAUUGCUUUUAUGAUUAUGCAAAACGGUUUGACUUAACAGGACUUAAGAUUUGGUCCCGCUGUUAUCUGACCUGAAUGAACUGGAACACGACAGCUGUGGCUAAUUCUGCACAACUCUGAGUUAGUCCACAGGUUUGAACAGCUCCAGGAGGAAGAUCUCUAGUUGUUUUCAACAUUCGAUUGAGACAAAACUUUACACGAGUGAAGUGCAAUUUAUGACGAAGACUUUAAGGGGAUCUUAAACUGUAAACACAAAGAUGCAGCUUGUAUCCUGAUGCUUUUAUUCCGCGCGGUUUGUAGGUAAAACGUAUACAACACUGUAACCUGUGAUUUGUGUUGCGCUGAUCUUCACAGCAGCUGGAAGCUCUGCUUUAAUCGAUUCAUGCUGUCUAUAAAACUCUAAUUUAAUGUGUAAAGAUUAUUUUGAACCAAAGCUGUAAAAUUUACCCUUUUGAUUAAACGUUCCAGUCUUUCUGAA